AAGGGAAAAGUUCGUUCCGGCAUGAGUGAAAACGUAAAACGUGAUUAAAAACCCCAACCAAACGCUCGUAGCCGGUGAAAGCGCACACAUCCGGAAGAAAAGAUGGCCUUACUACCGCCGGAUCCAGUUUUUUGUCUAAAACCGCCGGAAACUACGUCCUACUAUUCACUUUGUUUCCGGACACCCGAACACCUGUACGCCGGUACGGCGAAGGGCACGGUUCAGCUGUGGGAAUUGCAGACCAACCGAACCUCAUACCAGCUGACCGUGGGGAAGAGCUCCGUGCUCAACCUUGCGCACACCACCGAAGAUGCCUUGCUUACUCAGGAAAAGGACGGCAGCGUGAAGCUGUGGGCCCUGGCCGACAGUGACUACGUGCUGCGUCACGAGAUUUCCACCGAACACGUCGGCUUUUGCCGGAUGGCGCACGACGCUAAAACCAACACUGUGAUAGUAGCCCGCGAAAGGUCCGCCAUCAGCGUGCUGUGUGCCAAAACGUUUAGCGAAACGAUGCGCUUCAAGCCGACGGCCGAGCUGGAGCAGACCGUCCCCUUCGGUAACAUCAUGUGCUUCCAACCGAUCGAACUCCAGAGCCAGCGGUAUCUGCUAGCUGGCUACGAAUCGGGUGCCCUCGCUCUGUGGGACUACCGUACCGGGCGAUCGGUCGGUGAGACGGCACGCUUCGUCACGGCCGAUGCCGAUUGUCUGCUGACGCUAGACUACGAUCCCGUUACCAAUCGUGGCAUAUGCGGUGGUUCCAGCGAUAAACUGUCGCUGUUUGCCAUCGACCGCAAGACGCAACAGGUGGCCGGCAAAUCCGAGAUCCCGCUGAAGAAUGCCGGUGUGCAUCGGGUGCGCAUCCGCAAGGAUCUGAAAGUGUUCGCCAGUGCCGGAUGGGACGGACGGAUUCGAAUCUUCUCGUGGAAAAGCCUUCGGCCACUGGCCGUACUUACCGAGCACCGGGGCGAACUGCUCGACAUUGCGUAUUCGCAAGGAGUCGUGACGAUGUGGAAUGCACCGGUGAUGGCAGCCGCAGGCACUGAUGGACAGAUAUCGUUAUGGGAUCUUUACAAAUGAAUCCCAUUCUCUUUGACGGGGACACGAAGCUCAUGGGCCUUUGUUUUGCUUUUCAUUUUUUCUCUUUAUUUGUUGCUUUAAGUUUGGUACCGCGUAUUGAGCGCCUAUCUGUUGCCAAUCAUGUUGCAGGCUGUAUGCACAACGGCUGCUGCUGCUGCUGCUGCUGCUGCUGCUGCUGCUGCUGCUGCUGGUGGUUAUACACCGAAUACCCUACUGGUUAAUCGUUUUGAUAAUAAAACCAACUAAUCGCUAAGCGCCACCCUUAUUCCGGCGCUCUAAAGG
This is a messenger RNA of Anopheles darlingi, 1359 nucleotides long. Its product is annotated as guanine nucleotide-binding protein subunit beta-like protein 1. Gene Ontology annotation, molecular function: protein binding. Bases 103 to 1077 code for a protein of 324 amino acids. The transcript is spliced from 2 exons. The record is from RefSeq and is a predicted model, not a curated record. NCBI's taxonomy places the organism in Eukaryota, Metazoa, Arthropoda, Insecta, Diptera, Culicidae.